Molecule: messenger RNA, 159 nt
Organism: Engraulis encrasicolus (European anchovy)
Lineage: Eukaryota; Metazoa; Chordata; Actinopteri; Clupeiformes; Engraulidae
Exons: 2
Source: RefSeq, a predicted model, not a curated record
AGAGAGAGAGAGAGAGAGAAUGAGAGAGAGAGAGACAGAGAGAGAAAGAGAGAGAGAGAGAGAGAGAGAGAGAGAGAGGAGAGAGAGAGAGAGAGAGAGAGAGAGAGAGAGAGAGAGAGAGAGAGAGAGAGAGAGAGAGAGCACAAUAGCACACUAUGA